AUGGCAUCCCAAACUACUGAUACUGACCUCUUUACUAGGUUAGCUAACUUACCUCCAAAUGUUAUUGCUUUGAUUGUUGACAAUUUACUGAAAUGUAUUUUGCCGCCGUUGUUGUAUUUUCCACCAAUUCAAGAAAUAACGACUAUUGCAAUUUUGUCACACGUGAGUAUUACUGAUCGUGUAUGGAGACAUGAGAAAACUAAUCUUUAUAGUAUCAACAACGAUGGUUGUAACUGCACUUUGUUCAGCAUUCAGCUUUCUAAAUUAGAGGAUGCUGUCAAGCGUUGGAAUUUUUACCCAAGAUCCAUUAGUUUUGUUGAUUUAGGUCAAUACCGUAACACUUUGGAAAACUUCCCCACGAUUUUGGAAAAAGCUCAAGAUGUCAAUUGUCAUUUUUUCUGUUCUAAUGGUAAAGAGCGCGGGUACUUGAAGCAAAUUCUUAGCACUAGUUGCAGAUUCAACAGAUUGAAUUUACACGAUUUGGGCGCCAUUCCCAAAAUAUCCUCUGUGGUAAAGGACCUUCUGUUGAGAAAUACUUGGUUAGACAAUUAUUUUAUCCCGGGUUUGAAGCUGUUGCAAUGUGAUCUCACUCACAAGAAUCAAGCGGUGGAUUAUUGUUUUUUUCCUACUGAUUUAGACGAGUUGUCUGUCACUAUUAAUGAUCGUAACAUUGUCUCGUUACCUCCAAAUUUGAAAAGAUUACAAGUUCUGACAACCCAUAGAACCGCAAAUUUAACAGGUCAAAAAAUGCUAAACUUGAAAAAUUUGCAACUUUGUUUCCCUAAUAUCAGAACCUUUGGCGAAGCUAAAAUAAUCGCGCCAAAUUUAGAGGUUUUGGAUUUGGAAUGUUAUAAACUAACCAGUUUCGAUGAUUUGAAAUCCUUGCGCUUUUUGAAAAGUUUGAAUUUCGUGGGAUGUGUUUUUCCUGUUAGCUUGUUCAAGCAGGUCUAUUUCCCUGAAUUAGAGUUUUUUAAAUACGAAGGUACUGUUCCGCUCUUUUUAACAAAAAAGCCAAAGAUCGAUAAGACAGUGCCUGAAGAGUUUAAAAAUCUAUCAUUAAAAUUUUCUCCAAAUAUGAAGAGAUUGAAAAUAAUCAAUGCAAAGUUUUUGGAUAUCAACUUAAGUGAUACAUUAUUUCCUGCUUCUUUAGAGUUUCUUCAUCUUUCCGAGGUAACCUUUAGUGAUGGCUAUUUACGUCUUGGGGAAAAUUUGAAAACUGUUUACAUAGAAACACCAAGAGUUGCGUUUGACAAAAGUUUCAGAAUUCCCAAGGCGGCAACAGAGUUCAUAAUCAUAGUUGAUUUUUUAAGUUUUGAAAAUUCUGAUUUUAUGUACCAUUUACCAAGUUGUCUUGAAAGCUUACAUCUAAACGGUUCCAAGAAAAGUAGUAUGAAGCCCCUCGAGCAGAAAGUCAAAUGGCCCUUGUCAUUGAAAGUAUUUGUUAUGAGGUGUUUCAAUAUUGAUAGCAAAACAUUUGAAAUGUUGAACUUCCAAGAAUCAGAGCUUCAAGAAAUAUACAUGUACAAAGGUGACAUCAAAAAAUUGGAUGCAGACGCUCUCCCUGCAAGCAUUGAGACGUUGACAUUAAACAGAAUGGGUAUUCAAGAGUUAUCGGAAUCUUUUGAGAAGUUUAAAAAGUUAAAGCAUUUGGCUUUAGAGAAAAAUCCUUUUAAAAAAUUGUCACCAGUUAGAUUGCCAAUGCCUUCAUUGAAGAAACUAAAACUUACUAAAUGUAAUAUUAAGUUAGUGUCACCAUUUCUUGUUUCAAAGUUGGAUGAAAAGUAUUUAAAAUCGAGACUUGAGGUAAUAGCUAUUGGAAAUUGGUCUUUGGACGCUUUUGACGUGAAGAAGAUGUUGGCAGCAACAGAAGAAUUGACUAUUAUUGUUAGUUCUCGCCGUGAUGGUUGGAAUUGUGUAUCAGAAUUGUCAUCCUGCCCCCAUUGUAAAGAGACCAAUAGUACUGCUUAUUGGAAUGAGGGGGACUUUUCAAGCCCGGAUACGGUUUGUCCAUGUGAAGAAAUUUGUAACGAAAGUGAGUUUUCACUGGACGAUGAUGAUUAUAGUGAUUACAUGGAUUAUGAUUACUAG
This is a messenger RNA of Candida albicans SC5314, 2088 nucleotides long. RefSeq lists its product as uncharacterized. The coding region runs from base 1 to 2088 and encodes 695 amino acids. Gene Ontology annotation, molecular function: protein binding. Lineage: Eukaryota; Fungi; Ascomycota; Pichiomycetes; Serinales; Debaryomycetaceae. The transcript has a single exon. The record is from RefSeq and is a predicted model, not a curated record.